Messenger RNA from Polistes dominula (European paper wasp), 2072 nucleotides. RefSeq lists its product as uncharacterized. The record is from RefSeq and is a predicted model, not a curated record. Lineage: Eukaryota; Metazoa; Arthropoda; Insecta; Hymenoptera; Vespidae.
AGAAAAUUCUUUUAAUUUCGAAAAUUUUGAUUCUUGUCAGAUAUAAUUAUCGAACCGCGUAAUCAUUAAUAAUAAUUGACAAUGAGAUUUCACUUUAACUGGCGUAAGAUCUUUUAAAUUCUGGUAUUCUAACGAAACAGAUUAAUUACUUUAUUUACAUAUUCAUGAAUGGAGUCUACAAGUUAUCUGUGUUUCAAUCGAAUACUAUCUUUUGAUUUCUAAAUGGCGCCAAAACGAAGGUCGACCGAGAUUGACCGAAGAUAGCCGAACGUAUUUAAAUAAAAACACGUGACCAUUUCGAUUAUUUGUUUCAAAUAAUUAUACGAGGAAAAUAAAGAGAAUAAGGAAAAUGACUAAGUAAAUAAAUCAUUUUCGAGGCCUUUCCAAAUGGAAAGACAAACAUCUCUCGAAAUCGUUUCCUAGUUUCACCGACUCUCGCUAAAAUAGACGGAAGGAAGACGUAUUCAUGCUCUGUUUAAGAAGUACGGGUUCACCGAGUUUCUACUCAGGAUAUUAUAUAGAUGUUAUGCCAUCGUAUACAAUCAAACCUUGGACAUUGUCGUUAUUAACAUUAAUAUUCAUUACGUUCGAUUGGACAAGUUCGGAAAGUGGUACAACAAUUGGAAACAGAGAUGGUUGUGGUGAUAGAUUGGAACGUGCUUUGGAUGCACUUCAAAGAGAUUCGAAUAGACGAAGAAAUAGAUUACAAGAAGAAGGAGAAGGUCGUGAACCAAAUUACCAAGAAGAAUUACGAUCCGCACCAUUGGCAAUGAUGAUUUCGCGAAUUGCAGUAAAGUUUCCACAGAAUGCAAGAAGUCGAGGAAGUUCAUGGGCAAGAGUUGAAACAUGUUAUUUUGAACCUUCGAGUAAUUCAUUAAAAACCAGAGUAACAUUCAACGAUUUAUCUAUAUCAGGAACAGUGUCAUUAUUGAUGAGAGAAGAACGGAGAUCUCAUAUACCUUUGGAAUCAUGUAAAAUGACUUUACGAUUGAGACAAGCUGGUAUCGAUAUUUUCACAGGUACAAUUGCCAGAGCUCGUGGACAAAUGCGUAUACGUACGGAAUCAAGCUUUUUAGAGCCAAGAUUUGCUUCACUUUACGCCUAUGGAUGUCAUCCAAAUCGUCAUGAGAAACAGCUUAAAAGGCAGGACAAGUGGCCACCUUAUUAUCCUCCUCGUGAUGACCUUUCUGUAUUAUCGGCUGAGCCACGUCGCCUAUUCACCGUAUCCGAAGAUGCAGAUUUAUUAAUAGCAAACGAAAGUCGAGUUGCACGUACUUCAAGUACACCAAUAAGAAACUUAGGUACAUGGAGAAAUAAUCUUUGGAUAACUAAAUCAGUAGUACGUCGAAGGAGAGGAAUUAAGAAACGUAAUACGAACGAUGUAACAAUGACGAUGACUAUGAAGAAAGAUAAAAAAGAUCAUUCUCCUAAGGAUCAUCAAGGAUCUAGCUCAAUGGAAAUCGAGAUAACACCGGGUGAUUUUGUAACUGCAUUGGUCAAUGAUAAAAAGCUUUCGCAAGCUAAAAAGGAAUCGAUAAUGGUCAACGAAUCAACUACAACAACAAUGGCGUCUACUAUUAAUCUUUUAGAUCGUUCUGUAAAUUUGUUAAAAAACGAAAGUGUCGAUGAUGAUUGCCAAGAAGAAAAAUCUAAUUUCAAAAGAGAAUACAAUUUUCACGAGUCACCAACAAAAAUUGAAUCUAGAGAAACUCUUUUGUUGGAUGAAAAUCUUUAUGAUAUUUUUAUUCCUAAUUUUAAUGAUAAUGAUGAUGAUGAUAACGUUAGCAAUAAUGAUGAAGAUCACGGUAAUAAUCGAAGUUGGCAAUCGAAAGAAAAUAUUGCUAGAGAAAUGGAAGAUAUUUUUCUUCGUGGUGCCAGUAAAACAUUGACCAGUUACAUCGAACGACAAUUACAUCCUGCUAUCAAGGAAGCUCUUAUGAUUUCUAUGGGAUAUACCAUUAGUUAUGGAUAGAUUAUAGAUAGAUUAUAGAUAGAUUAAUAGAUCGAAUUACGGAUGUACAAUUAAUUAUUAUUAUUAGUAACAAAUGCAUUAUUAUUUUUGUCUUGGAAAU